UAAAUGCAAGAACUUUAAGAAAGAUUAGGUACUGGGUAUCUUGUAUUCCAACUCAAUAAGAUAGUGGGGAGGAAAGAGAUAUGCCCGUCGCUAGCAAAACCAGAAAUAUGCUUGAAGGUCUGGUAAAAGAAGGAUCAUUGAAAUUGUUGCUUGGCAAGAAGAGUUACUUUGGUGAAGAAUUUGAAGAGAUGGAAAAUUCUCCUUCUGCUGGGAAGAACUUUAUACGAGAGCUCUCUCCUGUUGCAAACCUAGUUGUUCGUAGAUGCUCAAAAAUCCUUAGGACCUCUUCAAGUGAUCUUCUGGAGAGCUUCAAUCAAGAGGCUUCUGAUUCUAUGAAGCAUCCAUCACGAUAUGCGAGGAACUUUUUGGAAUAUUGUUGUUUCAAAACCCGGUUAGGACUUAUCUUCGAAGACCAUGGAAGCAAUAUUCAAGAACAAUUUUAAUGAAGACUUAUCUUGAUGGCUUUAUCAAUCCUCAAGGUUCGAUGGAAUGGAGUGGUAACUUUGCAUUGAACACACUUUAUUAUGGAGAGUACAUUGAACAACUACAAGUUCUUUUUUCCUUUUGGCUUCAAGCUUGACUGGUCUUUAACUCAAGAAGAAAAAAAUGCUUUAAUAUUUACCUUGUUGAUCAUUUUAUCCAGCAUAUACUUUUCACUUUUUAUCAAUUAGUAGGCCAUUUUGAUUCCUGUAUACAAUUUGUAUUUUAUUCUUUAGUGUUGACUCUUGACUCAUUUUUUUA
This is a messenger RNA of Glycine soja, 741 nucleotides long. RefSeq lists its product as uncharacterized. The transcript has 2 exons. NCBI's taxonomy places the organism in Eukaryota, Viridiplantae, Streptophyta, Magnoliopsida, Fabales, Fabaceae. The record is from RefSeq and is a predicted model, not a curated record. Bases 81 to 443 code for a protein of 120 amino acids.